AUGGAACCCAAUAGGUUGCAGAAAGACAUUGAAGGGAAAAAUAGUAGCCAACAUGAGACUCUUGAAGACACAAACAAUAUCUUCAUCAAACAUAGUAAACAAGGAGGAUGGACUACCUUCCCCUUCAUCUUAGGAAGUAUGUUCGCUCUAACAAUGGCAACAGGAGGGUGGGUCGGAAACCUGAUUGUGUACCUUAUCACCAAAUACAAUGUUAAGAGCAUCGAGGCCACUCAGGUCUUUAAUGUCGUCCUUGGCUGCUUAAGUCUCUUUCCCAUGGUCGGAGCUAUCAUCUCCGACUCCUUUUAUGGCUCCUUCUUUGUCAUCGCCUUUUUCUCCUUUGUUUCUCUCCUGGGUGGGGCACUUAUGACAUUAACGGCUUCACUUCCUUCCCUAAGACCUUCACCAUGUAUCAACAUUUGUGAUUCUCCAUCAAAGCUUCAAUAUGGAGUUCUAUACACGACCUUAGGGUUAGCUUGUAUCGGAAUUGGAGGCACACGUUUCACCAUUGCUACCAUGGGAGCUGAUCAGUUUCAGAACUCUAACGAUACAGCAAUCUACUUCAAUUGGUACUUCUGUUUCUUUUAUAUUGCCAGUGCCAUAAGCUCAACUGCCUUAAUCUAUGUUCAAGAUAAUGUGAGUUGGACACUAGGGUUCGGGAUAUGCGUUGCUAGCAACGCAGUUGGUCUCAUCUUAUUCUUGUCGGGCAACAAAUUUUAUCGACACAUUAAACCGAAAGGAAGUCCUUUUACAAGCAUUGCUCGAGUUAUCGUUGCAGCUGUCAGGAAGAGGAAGGUUUCUUCAAGAAACCAAGACUAUAACCAUGAUGAUAAAUCUACCACAACCCCAUCAGAUAGUUUCAGGUUCUUGAAUCGUGGGGCAUUGAGGAUUGAAUCUGAUGGUCCAAACUCAAGAUCAUGGAGUCUAUCUACUGUACAAGAAGUGGAAGACUUUAAAACCCUAAUCAGAAUAAUGCCACUGUGGUCCUCCAGCAUUAUGUUGAGUACCCUUGUUGGCAUGAUCAGCAACUUCACCAUCCUCCAAGCUCUAACCAUGGAUAGACACCUUGGAGGGUCUCAUUUCAAGAUCCCAGCUGCCUCUUUUUUAUUUUUCAGCACUCUAGCCACAAGCAUUUCCAUUUUAAUCCUUGACCGUUUGAUAUUUCCCAUGUGGCAAAAUCUAUCCCGUCGAUCUCUAACGCCCCUCCAACAAAUAGGAGUUGGCCAUGUAAUCAACGUCAUGGCGUUGGUGUCAUCCGCCCUAAUCGAGGUCCAAAGGCUACACACUGCUAGAGCCCACCAUUUGACGGGCUCAAGCAUGGGUAGCACCACAAUCGUGCCAUUUUCCGCAUCAUGGCUCGUGGUGCCUUUAACCAUUUUAGGAAUAAGCGAAGCAUUUCUCUUUCCGGGGCAAAUAUCAUUAUACUAUCAAGAAUUCCCAACAUCUUUACGUAGUACAUCAACGGCUAUGAUAUCGUUGUUGGUUGCGGCUGGAUUUUAUUUGAGUACAGCGAUGACCAGUUUGAUUCAGAAAAAUACCAGCUGGUUGAUGGAUGACUUAAACGAUGGUAGGUUGGAUAUAGUGUUCUGGUUAUUAGCAGCGAUCGGGGUGGUGAAUUUUGGGUACUUUCUCCUUUGUGCGAAGAUGUUUCGACAUAAAGUGGAUGUCGAUGAUCAAAGUUUGGACGAUGUUUCACGUACUUGAAAAAUCUUGUAGCUUUUAAUAGAUCAAAUAUUGUAGUCUGUAUAAAAA
Messenger RNA from Cynara cardunculus var. scolymus (artichoke), 1749 nucleotides. Its product is annotated as protein NRT1/ PTR FAMILY 2.7-like. NCBI's taxonomy places the organism in Eukaryota, Viridiplantae, Streptophyta, Magnoliopsida, Asterales, Asteraceae. The transcript has 4 exons. Gene Ontology annotation, cellular component: plasma membrane. Bases 1 to 1701 code for a protein of 566 amino acids. Gene Ontology annotation, biological process: transmembrane transport; oligopeptide transport. Gene Ontology annotation, molecular function: transmembrane transporter activity. The record is from RefSeq and is a predicted model, not a curated record.